CCGCAUUGACAGCGACGAAAGCUCGUGAAAAUGGCCAAGGGCACAAUUGUUGUGUCCUUGCGCUCCAAAGGACUGCCAUCGUUCAAUAAGUCGCUUGUAUUUGACCUGCGCUACCAGGCAGUGCAGUUUGCGACUGAGCUGCUCGACAUUUUCUUGGCGUGCUUCGUUACGUUUGCUUGCUUAUCGUGGUCAGCAUGGAUCAGCAUAUCGGUCAAUGUCAUCACAAUUGCGGCGACCUUGACCACCAACUAUGCGCAAGUCAGCAUGGACAUCCCCUUCAUCUUCUUCAUAUACAUAGUCCUGCCCAUCCUUAUCCUCUUCGCCAUCGUCUUCCGGCGGAGAGAGUACGCCCUGCAAAGCUUGGCGGAGCUAAAGGCGGCCGUGGUGUCGCUGCUGCUGCACCGGCCGGCCGGGGUCACAGCGGUGCAGCGCGACGCGUCUGACGACCUGCAGCGGCGGAUUGUCGCCUUCAUGGACGACCUACGGCAAUAUCUGCAGCACCGGCGGCCGUACGCGCGCCAUUUCUAUCUGCCGUACCGCACUUCGGACCCCAGCCCUCAGGACGAGCUGCUCAAGAUCUCUCGGGAGCUGGGGUUGCUGCUGCGCAAGGUGCAGCGGGGGGUGCGCGAGCUGCACUUGACGGCGGAGCGCAUGCAGGGCUGCGGCUUCCGCGAGGGGCAGGUGGCGGCGGUGAUUGCCAAGAUCGAGGCCAUGCAUGGGGCCAUGGAGCGGCUGUCGAACAUCAAGGAGAUGCGGACGCCUGUGGUCAUGCGCGCCGUCAUCCGCUGGUUCGUGGUGGUGCUGCUGCCGGUGGCGUUCGGCCCCUUCUGGGACGCCGUACGCAACUACACAGGCAAUGCAGCGUACGCGGGCAUUAUGGGCGUGCUGACGCACGUGGCCUUGAUGGCCAGCAUGGACACGGUGGUGGCGAUGGAGGACCCCUUUGACGACACGGCACUGGACGGCAUCAGCUUGUAUGAGAUGCUAGACCAAGUCGGCGCGAUGACCAACGCGCCAACGGACGUGGACGGCUACGACGCCAGCGGACUGGGCGAAGGCGGCGCCGACGCCAACGGCGGCGGCGGCGUCGGCAACGGCGACCCUCACGUCGCCAUGUACAUGAGCGGCAACGGCGUGGGCGCCGGCGGGCCGGGCACGAUUGGCGUGGCGGCCGACACUCCCGGCGGCGGCGGCGGUGGCGGCGCGGUGGGCUCCGCGUCCAUGUCCAUGUCAGGCAUGACUAGCUCUAUGGGCCCAGGUGGGGGUGCUGGCGGCGGCGGUGGCGGCGGUGGUGGCGGCGGCGGCGCGACGGUGCCGGGCGCGUCCAUGUCUGAGCUGGCAGGGCUGGCCCAAGUCCAGCAGGCCGUAGGGACCGGGGCCUUCGCCGCACCCGGCGCCGGCAACAACCUUGGCGGCGGCAUGGGUGUACUGCCAGUCCCCGCCAUGCGCGGUAGUGUUACCUCCGACACCGCCGUCGGGCCGCCGUCGGCGCUCGAUGGCGGCGCUGGCGGCGGCUAUGGUGGUGGUGGAGGCGGGGGCGGCAACCCAAACCUGCCGUCUGUGACGUCGCCGGCUCCGUUGUUUGAGCUGGGGGCGCCGGUGCGGGCGCCGCCGCCUAUGCCGCCUAUGCCGGCCCUGGCUGGGGAUAACAUGUACGUCCCCGCCGCAGGCGGAGGUGGUGGUGGAGGUGGAGGCGGCUCUUAGGGUGCAGAGGUACAGGUUUAGAGGUGCGGGUGCGGUGGAUUGAACCGUUGCUGGGCUUACCUGUACAGGUGCGGGUGCAGCGUGUUGUAGGUGGAUGCGUGUGUGUUAUUCCGGAUGUAUGGUUGGUAUGGGUUUGUCGUUUUGUGGUACCGUGUGCAUACCUUGAGCAUGAAUGCGCUGGAGCAGGCUUUGCAGACGUAAGGCGGCAUCGUACAUAAACACUCAGACCUGGGUUACCAACCCGGGACUGUGUACGGACAUUGAAGGGGGCAACUUAUGCCGGGGGGGGGGGUCGCAGGGAUGCAUCGCCGCGCCACGACCAGACCUGGUGGCCGCUUCAGGUUUGGCUGCGCACGUAAUUUCCGCGGACUCCCAUACACAAAACUGAUCACGCUGUCGCGACAAUGUGCCAGCGCACGCAUUGCUGGGUGGCACGUACACAAGGGAGCUGGCAAGCAGAUGAGAGCGUGCUCGGCUUGCGCCCCCCGUGUGUAAGAUGGCUAUUAUAAACACGUGCACGAGAGAGUCCCGUGAGAGAGUCCCCAUGCUGGGUGUUGACGUGACAUGGAUAGCGCCAUUCGCUUGGUUUGGCUGCAACGGCUGCGUGUCGGGUCGUCAGGCCCGAGUCAGCGGUAGACCUUCAGCAGCUAACAAAUGACAAGUUGACAACUGAUGGCAGCAGGCUAGCUGUGCGGGGUCACUGCGAGGUGGGCAUGUUGGAAUGCAGCAGGCGCUGCGGCGGCUGUAAGGAGUAGCUGGU
Messenger RNA from Chlamydomonas reinhardtii, 2464 nucleotides. RefSeq lists its product as uncharacterized. The record is from RefSeq and is a predicted model, not a curated record. Bases 31 to 1704 code for a protein of 557 amino acids. NCBI's taxonomy places the organism in Eukaryota, Viridiplantae, Chlorophyta, Chlorophyceae, Chlamydomonadales, Chlamydomonadaceae. The transcript is spliced from 7 exons.